This is a messenger RNA of Danaus plexippus (monarch butterfly), 3277 nucleotides long. RefSeq names its product ATP-binding cassette sub-family D member 1 (gene ABCD). Gene Ontology annotation, biological process: very long-chain fatty acid catabolic process; long-chain fatty acid import into peroxisome; peroxisome organization. The coding region runs from base 528 to 2810 and encodes 760 amino acids. Gene Ontology annotation, molecular function: ATP hydrolysis activity; ABC-type transporter activity; ATP binding. The record is from RefSeq and is a predicted model, not a curated record. NCBI's taxonomy places the organism in Eukaryota, Metazoa, Arthropoda, Insecta, Lepidoptera, Nymphalidae. Gene Ontology annotation, cellular component: peroxisomal membrane. The transcript is spliced from 15 exons.
GGUAAAAUAAGUUUUUUUUUAAGCAAAAUGUUUAUUGUGUAAACGUGCUCUAAUGAAUUAUGCAAGUCGGCAUUCAACAUAAAGUUAAUCUGUCGGCAGCCGAGUAUUAACUUUUUAGUUGUCUUUGUUAUUGUCAAAGUGAGGCUGUGAUUUUUGCGCAUUAAGUUUUUUGUUUGUAACAACAAUAGGUUUUUCGUGGAUAUAAGAAAAUAAAAAAUUACUAUUGUGCUAAAUAAAUAAAGUGUUUAUAUUUAGAAAGAAUUGACACUCGCAAUCCUAUAAUUGUAGGUUUUACCAGCUGUUAUUCUUCGCGGAACUAUUAUAAUUUUAUAUAUUGUUUUUGAUAUUAGUGGAACUUUCAUUGCGAAAAUGGAGGAAGCCAUAGACAAUACGAGGGAACAAAUGAUAAUUAAAUGAAAAAAAAAAAACAAAUUAUCAGUGAAACUGUGAUUGAUAUACGAUCUCUUUGAUAACUUCUGUGCGAUUAAUUGUGUAUAAUAAGACGAUAUUAUAAUAAAAAUUAUAAAAUGCCCGCGAUUCUGACUAAGAUAAAGGAGCAGGCGUUUAGGGUUCAGCCGACGAUAGCGUUGGGGGUAGGAGUUGGUGUGGCCUUAGCAGCCUGUGCAGCUUAUGGUGCCAGGGAGAGGAAACCGAACAUCACAUGCCAUAAUAAUAAUAACUAUAAGGUAGCUAAAAAUGGUCAACUGGAAGCCGUGUCGAAUGGUGAAGCUACCACUUGUGGUGGUAGGUGUGGGGCUGCUCAGUGCGCUCUGUGCCGCGGCGAGGUAGACACAGACAACAAACAGAAUAUUGAAGAUGCAGACGAAACUCAAUCAGUGGAAGAGCACGUGCCAGGGCUGAACCUUGAGUUCCUCAAACAGAUCGUCAGCCUGGCGAAGAUCAUGGUUCCAGGGUUCAGAAGUCAUGAGGUUGCGUUGCUAUCAGCUCACACCGUCUGCUUGUUCUCUAGAACUUUCCUCUCCAUAUACGUGGCAUCCUUGGAAGGCUCUAUAGUGAGACACAUAGUCCAAAAAGACCUUAGGUCUUUCGCGGCGCUGUUGAUGCAGUGGUUCGGUAUCGCGAUACCAGCUACCUUCAUCAAUUCCAUGAUCAGGUACCUGGAGAGCAGAUUGGCGCUCGCCUUCCGCACCCGCCUGGUGAACCACGCUUACGAACUGUACUUCAAGAACCAAACCUACUAUAGGGUAGCCAAUCUAGACGCUAGGAUAGAAAACGCGGAUCACAGAUUGACAGAAGAUGUGUCAGUGUUCAGCCAAUCAGUGGCUCAUUUGUACAGUUCACUGACGAAGCCUUGCUUCGACCUUUUGCUGAUAGUGUUGACACUUGCUACAUACUCCAAUAAAAUGAAAGGAAACAUAUUCCUUGGGCCGGGUAUAGCAACGGUCGUGAUCUGUCUCACGGGUCAGCUGCUGAGGAUCCUGAGUCCAAGGUUCGGUGCCCUGGCUGGGGAGGAGGCGAGGAUGAAGGCUAACCUCAGACACGUACACUCUAGACUGAUAGCUCAUGCUGAAGAAGUAGCCUUCUAUGGUGGACAUAAGGUAGAGUUAAGCCAGUUGCAGUCGGCGUAUAAAGAGCUGGUCGCCCAGAUGACAUGCGUGUUCAAUAAGAAGCUGUGGUACGUCAUGCUGGAACAGUUCUGUAUGAAGUACGUGUGGUCCGGGACCGGCAUGGUCAUGCUAGCGCUGCCCAUCCUCACCGGGACCAGGAUAGAUGGCAACACGGGCGAGGGCAUCAGCGCUAGGACGGAGUACAUGACCACGUCAAGGAACCUUCUGAAUUCGGCAGCGGACGCUAUCGAGAGGCUCAUGUCCAGUUACAAGGAGAUCGUGACUCUUGCGGGCUACUCUCGCCGCGUGUCCGACAUGCUGGUCGUGUUCGGUGAGGUCGCGCGAGGUCGUUGUGUGAGAGCCGUUCACGUCGCUGCUCCGAACACCAACGGCUUCCAGGUCACCUUCAAGGACGGCCAGCCGGUACCGCAGGGUAAAAUUUCCUAUACGACGGAUCUCUCUAUACUUUUACGGAAUGUGCCGAUAGUGACCCCGUCAUGUGACGUGGUCGCUAGCGGGGUGACCCUGGAACUUCGCCCCGGGACACAUCUACUUAUUGUAGGACCCAACGGAUGCGGGAAGUCCAGUCUGUUCCGUAUCAUCUCUGGUCUGUGGCCAGUGUUUGGAGGCGAGUUGAGCGUUCCUCGUCCCUGUGAGUGUGCUCACUGUGCCGAGCAUGACGCCCCGGGGACUCCCCCUGAGAGGUGUCUCGCUAGACCUGUCAUGUUCUACAUACCGCAGAGGCCCUACAUGUCCGAGGGUUCCCUCAUCGACCAGAUCACGUACCCGUCCCGCGCGGCCCCGGGGGACCUGUCUGCGGAGGCCCGCGCCGCUCACAUCCUGCGCGUGGUGCGCUUGGACGCGUGUGCGGCGCGGCACGGAGGCCUGCGGGCCGUGCGCGACUGGAAGAGCACCCUCUCAGGGGGAGAGAAACAGAGAGUCGCCUGCGCCAGAAUGUUUUACCACAGGCCGGUGUACGCGUUGCUGGACGAGUGCACGAGCGCCGUUUCCAUGGAGACGGAAGUGGUGAUGUACGAGGAGGCGGUCAAGGAGGGAAUCACGCUGCUGUCCAUAACACACCGACCGAGUGUCUGGAAAUAUCACACCCACGUGCUGGAAUUCGACGGAACCGGAAAUUGGUCGUUCAGACCCUUGGAGAAGGAUGCGGCCGCUAUAACACCAGGGCUGCCGAGACUCAGCGAAGUUAAGGAGGACGAGGCGAAGGAAGCGACUAUUAACUGAUAGGAGAGCCGGUCCAUCCGGGAUAUAUACAGCGUGUAGCGCGCGGUUGUACAUAUGUGAUAAGGACAUAUACAGGACGUUCACUACAAUAGUGAGCUGAUGAUUGUGAUGAUAAUAUAGUUUUGUAUUGAAAGUUAUUUAGUUUAUUGUAAGUGAGACAGGCGACGCCGUGUUGACAAUCCGAUCCAAAUAUAACAGUCUCGUUGUUCACUUUGUAAUUAUAGCAUCCUCCUACCAAAAUGGCCUGAUACAUUGUCAUUUCGUAAAUUCUAUUUAAAAUUUCUUUUAUAUUUAACAGUUUGUAUAUUUUUUGGAAUCUUUUUUCUUGUAGUUACAACAAAAUGGCUGUCAGAAAUUUUAAUACAUAUCUUUGUGUGUUAAUCACGUGUUGUGUUUUGUUUGAUUGAAUUGAGACUUAAAGUGUAAAGUGACGCUAGGGGUGUGAUAAAAUAAAGGGGUUAUAUAAA